Chrysochloris asiatica (Cape golden mole) is the source of this 1239-nucleotide messenger RNA. RefSeq names its product E3 ubiquitin-protein ligase MARCH3-like. Lineage: Eukaryota; Metazoa; Chordata; Mammalia; Afrosoricida; Chrysochloridae. The coding region runs from base 229 to 990 and encodes 253 amino acids. The record is from RefSeq and is a predicted model, not a curated record. Gene Ontology annotation, molecular function: ubiquitin-protein transferase activity; zinc ion binding. Gene Ontology annotation, biological process: protein ubiquitination. The transcript has a single exon.
CGAGCGGCUGCUGAUCCGAGGCGGCCAGGGGCUGGCUGUGUUCCCCUGAGGUGCCCUCCCAAGCCAAUGUGCCUUGGUCCGCUGGGGCGAGAGCAGCCUCCGAUUUGGGGCAACUUGGGAUUCAGGACCCGGAGCAGGGACGUCGGUUUGAGAUCGUGACUCAGCGAAGAGGAUGGAAAGGAUGUAUGAACGUGGAAGCCAUUAGCAGAGUAAUUGCUGUCUGUUACCAUGACAACCAGCCGCUGCAGUCACCUGCCCGUAGUCCUGCCAGACUGCACCAGUUCGGCUGUGCCCGUGGUGAAGACUGUGGAGGAUUGUGGCAGCCUAGUGAAUGGGCAGCCACAGUAUGUCAUGCAAGUCUCAGCCAAGGACGGGCAGCUGCUGUCAACAGUAGUGCGGACUCUUGCCACCCAGAGCCCUUUCAAUGACCGACCAAUGUGCAGAAUCUGCCACGAAGGCAGUAGCCAAGAGGACCUGCUCUCUCCAUGUGAAUGUACUGGGACGCUGGGGACAAUUCAUCGGAGUUGUCUGGAACACUGGCUGUCGUCCUCAAACACCAGCUACUGUGAACUCUGCCACUUCAGGUUUGCAGUGGAGCGCAAACCCAGGCCGUUGGUGGAGUGGCUCAGAAACCCAGGUCCCCAGCAUGAGAAGCGGACUCUGUUUGGAGACAUGGUGUGCUUCUUGUUUAUAACGCCCCUGGCCACCAUCUCGGGCUGGCUCUGCCUGCGUGGCGCGGUGGACCACCUGCACUUUAGUAGUCGGCUCCAAGCCGUCGGACUGAUUGCACUCACUGUCGCACUCUUCACUAUUUACCUCUUUUGGACACUAGUGUCAUUUAAGUACCACUGUCAAUUGUACAAUGAGUGGCGUCGGACCAAUCAGAGGGUGAUUCUCCUCAUUCCAAAGUCUGUCAACGUACCUUCUAACCAACAGUCCUUGCUGGGCCUCCAUUCAGUCAAGAGGAACUCAAAGGAGACAAUUGUUUGAUGCUUGCAUGGGGUGGUUGGUUGAUUAUCUGUUUGGGGUCUGGAAGUUUCCUCACUGGGGCCAUGCACUGAGCCACACCUCAACUCUUCUUUCAGCUUGUGGGUCUAAGAACUGCCAGAGCCGUUUUAGUACCUUGCCCGGAGCAACAAACUCUGCCAGAAGAAAGCAAAAGCUGUUUUCCUUCAAAUCAUGGAUGCUGCAAUCAUAUGAUAUUUGCUAAGCUGCCAAACAUGUUUAUUUAGCAGAUAC